Nicotiana tabacum (common tobacco) is the source of this 2862-nucleotide messenger RNA. The record is from RefSeq and is a predicted model, not a curated record. NCBI's taxonomy places the organism in Eukaryota, Viridiplantae, Streptophyta, Magnoliopsida, Solanales, Solanaceae.
AUGGAGAUGACCGAACAACUUUAUGUGAACAUUCCCUUCACAGAGGUACUCACUCAGAUGCGUGCUUAUGCAAAGUUCUUGAAGGAAAUUCUAUCUAGCACGAGAAGAUUGGAGGAGACAAUGGUAGUCAAGCUGAAUGCCCACUGCAGUGCCAUAUUACAAAAUAAACUUCACCAAAAGUGUGGGGACCCAGGAAACUUCACCAUACCAUGCUCGUUGGGGAGUGAAAAAUUCGACAAGGUCCUUUGUGAUUCCGGUGCAUUUAUAAAUCUAAUGCCUCUGUCUGUAUUCGGGAAACUGAAAUAUGAACUUAGUAUGAUCAAAUCAAUACCAAUGUCCCCACAAGUAGCUGACCAGACCACCAUCCUACCGGAGGGAAUCAUUGAAGAUAUUCUACUGUGGGUGGACAAGUUUAUGUUCCCCGUAGACUUUAUUGUGGUGGAUAUGGAGGUGAAUAAGGAGAUGAAGAGAAUGAUGAAAUACCCCAGUAAUGAGGCAUCCGCUUACUCCUGUUUUAAGCUAGAUGUUAUUGGAGAGUUGGCUGAAAAAUACAAGUUUGACAAGCUUGUAGGGGAUACUCUAGAGAGGUGUAUUACUCAGUCAGGCAUAGUGGAGGAUGAAGAUUUUGAAAUAAAGAAAGAUGUGGAAGCUCUUGAAACUAAAGAUCAAGUGGUUGAUGAGGAGGAACUAAAACAGGAGGCUUCUAAGCCUAAUGUGAAAUCGAAAGUCCUCCCCACUCACUUGAAAUAUGUUUUUCUCAAAACUAACAAUUUUCUUGUGAUUAUUUCUGCUGACUUUCCAGGUACACAGGAGCAAAAACUGGUGGAGCUACAGACAAAGCACAAGAAGGCCAUUGGGUGGAGCAUAGCUGUUAUUCAAGGAAUCAUUCCAGCCAUUUGUAGGUACAAAACUCUGUUGGAAGAAACUAGCAAGCUAGUGGUGCAAGCCCAAUGCAAGUUGAACAAAAAUUUGAAGGAGGUAGUGCAUAAGGAGAUUAUCAAAUUGCUAGAUGCGAGAGUGAUUUUUCCCAUCUCUCAUAGUCAACAGAUUAGUCUGGUGCAAGUUGUACCUAAGAAUAUUAGAAUGACAGUGAUACCCAUUUCCCCAGAAGAUAUAGAGAAGACCAUAUUCACUUGCCCAUCAGGCAUAUUUGCUUACAGGAGGAUGUCGUUUGGGUUGUGUAAUGCACCUGCCAUUUUUCAGAGGUACAUGAUGUCUAUAUUUUCCGAUUUAAACGGGAAGUGUCUAGAAGUAUUCAUGGACGAUUUUACCCUCUUUGGUGGUGACUUAGAUGAUUGCUUGAAAAAUUUGGAGCUUAUGCUUGAACGUUAUGAAGCCACUCACUUGGUUCUUAACUGGGAGAAGUGUCACUUCAUGGUUAAAGAGGGAAUUGUCUUGGGCCACAAAGUAACUGCACAUGGAAUUGAAGUUAAUAGAGCUAAGGUUGAUGUAAUUUCUAGGCUCCCUCCACCAACUUCUGUGAAGAGUGUAAGGAGUUUCUUGGGACAUGUUGGGUUCUAUAGGAGGUUCAUUAAAAACCUUUCCAGCAUUACCAAGCCGUUGACUGCAUUGCUAGCAAAAGAUGUCAAGUUUGUUUUCAAUGUGGAGUGCUUAAGAGCAUUCGAAUUGAUAAAGGAAAAGCUUGUGAGUGCUCCUAUUAUGGUGACACCUGAUUGGAGCCCGCCAUUUGAGAUAAUAUGUAAUGCUAGUGAUAUAGCUGUAGGAACAGCUCUGGAGUUUGACUUGGAGAUCAAAGAUAGGAAGGGCACAGAAAAUCAAGUCGCAAAUCAUCUAUCUCGACUUGAGAAAUCUCCAGUUGAAAUAAUUGAAAUAUGGAAAGAAUUCCUUGAUGAGCAGAUUUUCUCUAUUGUUGCGGUCUCCGAAAGGCCGCCUUGGUAUACUGAUGUAGCCAACUUUUUGGCUAGUGGAUGGUUGCCUGGUGACCUCACUCGUGAUCGAAGACGGAAGCUUCAAAAUGGUGUGAUUCAAAGAUGUGUGUCUAAAGUAGAGAUGACAAGCAUUAUGUCUCAAUUCCAUGAUAGAUCAGCUGGAGGACACUAUGGUGGAAAUUGCAUGACAGCAAAGGUCAUGAAAGCCAAUUUCUAUUGGCCUACUUUGUACAAAGGCGCACGAGUGUAUGUAGCAGCAUGUGAACACAGGUUGGCACAAAUGAAUGAAUUGGAGGAGUUUAGAAUGGAUGCGUAUGAAAAUGCGAGAAUAUUCAAGGAAAAUACAAAAAGGUGGCAUGAUCGUCUUAUUAAGCCAAAGGAGUUUCAGAAAGGGGACAAAGACGAGGAAGGGAAGGAAAGCCUUAAAGCGAAUGAGCACAGGUUGAAACCGUACCUUGUUGGAGGAUUUGACAAAUGUGGUGAUGUUGUGGUUGUGGUGAGUGGUGUAUUUGAUGUGGCUGUGUGUAUUGCAAAUUUAGAAGGGAAAUGCUUUAUGGGAUCUACAUUGUCUCGCCGUCCUAGCAAACGUUCUAACAUAGGUACCUCAGAGUUUGCCUCUAGUAGCCGUCGAGGAGGUAGGAAGGCACCUACUCCCUCCCCAGUGGAGGAGGAAGAGGAGUGCAUUAAUCUCGAUGCAGAUGUAGUACCAGGCUGCAAGUACGACAUUUGUGUUGUGCUAGCUCAUGCUAGGAUGUGGUACCAGACCUUUGUUCUGGCGGUGAGUCCCGACCAGGAAGUUGGAAUUGAUGAUGGUAAUCUAUCUAGGAAAUACUCGGGGAUUUACAGCAACAUCAGAUUCCUGGGCAUUGAGAGCUUGUUCCAUCCCAGUGAAUUAUUGAACGUAAAUAUGGUCAAGGAAUUCUACGCCAACUGGCAACCUAAGGCCAGUUUAGAUGUUGUGUAUGAAGCAUAG